GGGCGGGUGUUACACAGUGUGCUCUUGGCAUUUCUCAUGGAAGAUAUCCAGUCAUGGUGGGAGCUGCCGAGCGUCGCGCACUUCUGCUCGCUGUUCCGAGCAGCGUUUGAUCUUCUGCAUUUCGAUAUUGAGGAACUUGAGGAGGCCAUCCUGUGCGAUGGAGUGGAUGGUAGCGAGGAAAGUGGCAGUGGUGGUGGUGGUGGAGGGCUGGUGGUAGAGCUGGUAGUGCGGCUACUGCAGGGCUGCAUGCCGCACGUGGUCGUUACACCGCAAACUGUCAAUGAGCAUCUCAUGAAUAUAUUUAGGGAGAAGUGCCAGCUGGACCCGAGUCGCGAGAACCUCUUCACGGUUGGGUCGCGUCUGCACCGUCUGGGGCUGCGACACAAAGUGCAGCUCCUGCACGCUCUCUGCGACUUCAGGCUCGAGGCUGACGACGUGCUCGAUCUCCUCAAGAACUUGGAGUCAGACAGCUUACGUGUCGAGCCGCUGGGUUACGAUAGCAAGGGCUCCACCUUCUGGUACUUUUAUGGUACGCGACUGUACCGCGAGGACCACAGUCUAUACCACCCGCACAGGAGACGCCCUAAAGACAAAGCCCCGCAACUUUCCUUACACGACAAACGCAAGAAAAAGAGAAAGAAAAAAGGUGCCAAGGAUGACAGUGACGACGAGGGUGAGGAUGAACAGCCGCCCCCCGUGUGGCAGGUCGAGUGCUACUCCGAGGCUGACUGGAACGGCUUGGCUGAGCGCUUCGAGGGCUGCGAGUCGCGCUUGGAACGCUCGCUCCUGCAGACGUUGCGGGAAGACUUCCUGCCCGAGAUACCGCGUCUCUUUCAGGAGAAGGAAAAGCUUCAGCGCAAGAAGAUGCUAGAAAAUACGCCCAGAAGAACGUCAGGCCGCGUCCAGAAGUUGAAAGAGAAGCGCGAAGAAGGACGGUUCGACGACCACGCUUUUCCUGGGUCGCCUCAACAAUCAAACGGCGUCUCGGCGGCCACGGAAACCUCGUCGGCCCUUGGAAGUUCGUCCCUCGCUGGAGGGCCGCCAUAUUUGGACGGCUGCAGCGAGGGUGUCGAGGCCAUCAACAGGCAGCUAGACGAGCGGUUGAGAGACGGCCUCCUCAACGGUCUCGAAUCAAAUAUUGAGAUCAAGAGAGAAACUCCAGAUUUCGAUGAAGUUCAUGAUGAUUUUCAUGAUUCUCGAAGGCCACACUACGGCAUUUCUUCCCCUUGUCCUCCUGUUUCUCCUCCUCCGCCUUCCGGUAAUUUUGCCUCUAAUGCCGAGGCGACGCUCCCUACUGAAGGUUCAUUCUCUUCUCAACCGCACUCGCCGGUUCAUCCUCUUCCUUUAUCUUCUCCUCUUCGGCUGAGCUCGCCAGUUGUCGACGAGUACGACAUCGACAAUGUCGAACUUGACAGAGUACAAAACUUCAAACACAGUUACGUUAGCAGUAAGUCUUAUCUCAAGUGCUCGGAUCUCUCUUAUAGGAGGUCUAGUACUUCUUCUUCCGUUGACGGACCUCCUGAAGAAAUCAAGCAAAUCAAGUCGCCCGUUUCUUCAAAGUAUGACUCAUCUUGUUCACUUAGUGAAAAGACUUCCAAAUCCUCUUCUAGUAAGAGUAUUAAUAAUAAUAAUAGUGAUACCAAUAAAAAUAAAUGUAGUAGCAAUAGCAGAUAUUAUACAAAGGAAUGUAAUAAUGUUGAUUUUACUGACGUUAAAGACAUUACUUACGAAGCAGAGCCUUCAAAAGAACAACAGUUCCGACCUACAGACAGCAAAGCAGACGAACAUGAGGGAAAAAAGAGGAAACGUAGACUUUCAAGUGUGUCUUCUAGGAACGAGUCUAAGAGCAAAAAGAGGAAAGCUACAAAUUCUUCAGAAAACUCCCGGAGGAAGAAAAAAGCGGACGAAUUCACUGUUUACGAAGACGAAACUAGAAGAUGUGACAAGUUGCUGGAUGAAAUAGACGACGAGGAUGAGGAAGUGGAAAUUUAUUGCCCCAGGCCUGGCAGAAGACGCAGUAGCUUCAGGGACCAAGAGCUCGCUAUUGCCGCGUCUCUGGCUGAACAUGAAAAAGAAUUGGAAAAGCAGCGACUAGAAGCCCUUCUUAAAGAUGAACAGAACGAUGAUUUAGUUCAAAAUGAAGCCUUGAGUGAAGGAAAAGAUGCUAUCGGGCCUCCUGCGUUGGAACCUACAGGUCCUGCAGCAGAGCUGCCUGCCUCUGCCAAAGAGCCAAUCAAAUCAGCAACUGCUGAUCAGACCUCCAUUGUGAGUAGACCACGAGGACGACCAAGAUCGAAACCCGUCUCUAAGGCUACUGAAAACGAAACUGAGACCAAUGAAGAUGACUCUGUAGGCACGGCGAGCAGCAUAAGAGACGUAAAUUCGGCCAUCCAAACUAGUCUUAAGAAUGUCGUCGAAGAUCCUGUGUCUCCCUUGCGAUCUCUACAGCCUGAAGACUUUAAUCUGAUUCCUGUAGCUGGAAAGUCUCCCUCCAAAGGGCUGAAUGGCUUGACGGCCAGAAAAUCCCAGAGAAAAAUUUCCACUGAUUCUGAUACUCUUCCUGACCUCGAGAACGACGAAGAAUUUUCUACCACGAGUGCUGACAAGUCCCAAAGUGACAGCGGGGUUGGUGAUGGAUCUCCGAGAGGCAGCUCUUCUUCUGUACCGACGGAGUCUGUCAAGCUAAUUGAUUUAAAUCCUGAUGAAGGAGUGCAGAGCUCCAAUGGGGAUAGCCCCUGCAGUAUAAUUGAGCCUUCGCCUUUCUUGUCACCAUCUUCGUCUAAUGCAUCUAAAGCAUCAUCGAGUAAGUCUUCCAAGAUGUCAGAGCAAGUUGCGUCUCCAAAAUCUUCAAAUGUUCUUACUAAAGCCUCCAAGAAAUCCAAAGAGAGCCAUUGCAAGGCGACGAAAUCGAGUCAAAAGAGCAAAAUUCAGCCAUCAAAAGCAUCGAAGAAAGUAAAAAAGAAGAAGAAGAAAGUCUCCAAUGAAUAUAGCGAUGACGAUGUCGACCAAAGAACUGAUAAAAUCAUUAGCUCUUCCGACGACAUUGAUAAACCUCAGGUGUACAGCGGCCGCAAGACCAACAACUCUUUAUCAUCGUUGGCUUUCUCGCUGAGCCCCGCGGCCGCUGUAGUGCCUGAACCCAUCGAGCCUCCCGCGCCAUCCGUUCAGCCCACAAAGAAGAAAGUUAAAACUUCUCACGUGGUGCUGCAGACCGACGAGGACUUGAGGACGGGCAUGUACAAGGUGCUGGAGCAGCUGCGCACCCACCCUGACGCCUGGGCUUUCCUGGACCCUGUGGAGGAGUCCAUAGCCCCCAACUACUACGCCGUCAUACGUAGACCCAUGCACAUUACCAAGCUGGAAGAACGACUUGACAAAGGUUACUACACGUCCCUGGCCAUGUUUGAUGCCGACUUCAAAUUGAUGAUGGACAACUGCAAGCUCUACAACGGACCUGGCAGCGAGUACACUCACAUGGCGUAUACACUGGAAAAAGUUUUCGCCAAGCUACGAGCCAAGUACCUCGAAACAGACGUAUCAUCGGAUGAAGAAAUUUACAUCGACUUGAGCUAUGAACAAAACUUGACUUCAAAGAAGCGCCGUCGGAGCAGGGAUGAGAAAGACAACAACAAAGCUGUCAAGGCUACCAGUAAAAAGGGUCGUAAAAAGAAAGUUGGCCGUAAACCUAAAGAUCAAAAGUUGAUAUUGUCCAGCGAAUCUCCUAAGGAGCCGGAGACAUCUCCAAAAAAGAAAGUUCUUACGCCUGCAAUAAAUAAGAAAGAUGCCCAAGCCGAAGAAAAGUCUAAAAACAAAGAAAAUAGAACAGACAAGACAAACAAGCCUAAGAAGAAAAGUAAAAAAGCUUCUGAUUUGGCUGUUGAUACGGAAGGAGACGAGGCUGAGCAGCCAGCGGCUCAUGAAGAACUCGUAGAAACUACAACGAAAGAGAUCACCGGUGUCACCGUUAAAGCCACUUCUCCACCUCGCGUUGUGCUCCCAAUAGAUGAAGAUUAUGAUGACGAUGACGAUGAUGACUAUGAUGAACCACCACUUCUGGUCAGGGAAGAUCCGUACCCAGAAGAGGAAGAUGAUGACUUCGAAUAUAGCAGAAAUGCUUCUCUUGCUUCCCGGUACUCACCCGCCAAAAAAUCUGAGAGCAAAUGUUUCUCUAGCGAAUUGAUUCCAACGCCAUUGUUUUUACCAAAACGAAAGCCUGGAAGACCUCGAAAAGAUUCGAACACAAAAGCUGCUGUCAUCACUCAGGUGUACCACACUAACAGGGAAAGUACUAAUAAUGAGGCUAGCAAAAGAUCAGCUGUGACAGUCUGUAAAUACUCGGAUGAUGAUAGACUCAAUAAUAAAGACAGUGUCAUUACUGACGUGUCAAGCUUCGCUGCCAGCAAGCUUGAUGUUGAUAUGGACGAUGGCAGUCGAGACGACCAAAAUAAACAUCGUCUCCUCGAUCCUCUAGAAGUACUGAAGCCUAAACAACGCCAUUACGUUCCACCCGCUAUCAUCGAUGAUGACGAUGAUGACGAUGAAUUAGAACAAGACGUUUGCAUUUAUUACAAGAAUGACGAUUAUCAGUCUAGUGAGGAAGAGAGGGACGAAGCCAAGGCCAAGAAAGAUUAUAUUACUAAACGCCAUAGCGAACUCUUCGGUGAAAUUGACGAUCUGGACGAGGAGAACGACCGAGACACAUCGCGCGACUACUCCGACCAUCACUCGCAGAAGAGUAGCAAACAUGGCAGCAAGAAGAAGGAUAAGGAUAGGAAGAGACAUAAGCAUGGUGAAAAACACCACCACCACCAUCAUCACCACCACAAGAGUAAAUCUAAGGAUGGUAAGCACCAUCACAAGAAGAAAGACAAGAAACAUAGUUCUGACAAGGAGAACUCGAGGAAGGUUCUCAAGGUUGAGGAGGUUUACGACUGUUCUGAAGACGACCCCAACUCGAGGGACGUGAUCCACAGCCCGGCGCAACUGCCGUGCGACGAUGAGGUCGUCCACGGUGACGUGUGCGGCGUGUAUGAUGUCGACAUAAACGAUGAAGACGAAGCGGGCCGCGUCAGUGUGGACAUGGCAUCGUCCGAGAGCGAAUCUAGUCUUCUGAAGAAGAAGAAAAAUAAACACAAGUCCAAGCAUCAUAGCAAGCACCACAGCAAACACAAAGACGGGAAAUCUAAAGACAAGGAAAUCAAGAGCAAAGCUAAACUCUUGAAAGUUAAAGGUAGCAAGGCUAUUGUAGAGAAAAUUAAACCUGGCAAACUAAAGUCCAAAGAGAACAAGAAGAUGAGCAAAAGCAACAAGAACGGCAAGAGGAAACUAUCACAGAAGAACGUUGCUGCAAUUGAUGCACUCUCUGUUGCCACAGAACAGACACUCAAGGAUAUCACGUUUAUGCUUGACGCUCCUGGUGUGGCUCGUCUGCGUCAGGACGAAGAAUUUCAAGAGGCGUGCAGGGAAGUGGACGACGUGCACGAUGACGUGUACCAGCCUGUGGAGGACGACCGGGAGGGCUCGAUGCUGCACCUCAACGCAGACGCCCUCCGAAUUGAGCAGGAGUAUCGCCAGCGCCUCAAGAUGGACAAAGUUGAGCGUCAGAAGUCGGAGAAAAAUCAGCGCUAUAAAACGGAGGCAGCAGAGACCGAUAUUAGCAAAGCGCCGCAGCACAAGAAAAAGAAGAGGAAGAAAGACGAGACGGAGGCUGGUGUUGCCGAUACUGAGAAUAAGAAGAAGAAGCUCAAAACCGAAAACGAGGAAGAAGAACGGAGCAAGAAGAAAAUGAAGGCGAAGAGCAAUAAAGUUAAAAACGAUGUUGCAGAGAAGAAAGACUCUCAGACUGGCAAUGUGAAGAACGAUAGCUGCUUGGUUAAAAGCGACACGGAGCUUGAAAAUAAAAAGAUAAAGCCCUUCUUGGACAAGAAGAGUGAUAGCGAUAAGGAGUCCUUAGAUAAUGGAAAAGAACUCUUCAAAGACAUUAAGGACGGAAGAAUUAAGCCUGGUGCCAUCAUCAAGUCAAAGGAUAUAGCCAAAAAAGAAGGAGUUGUUAAAAAAGAACCCAAACCUCCACCUGAGGCCAAACCGAAGCCUAAACCAAAUAAUCCUUUCGGGAAAAUAAACAAGCAAGAAAACUCCAAGUUAACUACGCUCAUUGCCAAAGCUAAAGAAUCACGCGUUGGUCUCGUUCCUUGCAGUGAAGUUGGCGACAGUCCCAAACUGAGCCUUGGGAGCAUCAUUGUUUCUGGGGACAUCGGGACCGGCAUCAAGUCCACCCACGAAACUGACGACGAUGACAAAUGGGAGCCCCCACGUGAUCGCGAAAAAUGGGAGAGCAGCCCGUGGGAGGGUUCCAAUUGGGACCGGCCGUCUGAGCGUGAGGAGAACACCCCAGUUAGGGAAGAAGAGCCUGUCAAGAGCGAGAGGGAGGAGGCGGAGGAGGUGAUAGUGUGUGACAAGCAGCAAACUCCUUCAAGAAGUGAGCCCAGAGAAGACAAGACACCAACUAUUGAGGAAAUGACACUUCCUGUGACGCCCAGAGCCCCGGAAAUCAAACAAGAACGCGCCACGCCCAACUUGUCUGCGUGGUUCAAGGCCUUCGGCGCUCCUAAGAGCAGCAACAACAGUAACAAUAUUAAUAGCGGUGGUAGCAGCCAGCACGGUAAACAAGGAGAAGAUGAUGACGAUGUGGAUAUCACCGAACUGCAUUCACAUGAGUAUCCUUCUGUGGCGAGCGACGGUAGCAGUUUUUCGAGACCUGAAUCCCGUCAGUCGAGACAGACCACGCCAGUGCACCACCAGCAGCUACAGCAUCAGCGCCCGUCUUCACAGCUGCAUCAGAGUCCUGGAGCUGGCAGUCUUACCGAUCAUAUGAACAGUUCUAUGGAGCAGGAACAGGAUGAUCUCGACUCCAAUUCCCAGCAACUUUUGAUCGGCAGUUGCAGUGGCAGCCUUCGGGAUCCGAUGAGCAGUGCGUCUCGGGCGUCUUCCGCUGAUCGCAAUCACCGCAUUAAUGACAGCAACUCCAACUCUGCUGUAGAUGUUGUCGAGGUUGUUGGUGAAGACAUUUAUAAUAGUAGCAAAAAUAACGUUGGUGAUGACAGCAACGACUCUCUCCGUAGCGGCGAUCACUUCAACCAGCCCAUGCUGCCUUCGAGCCCCAAGCCAGUGUGUUCCCCUGAACCCCCUCUUUCCCCUGAACCUCCCAUGUCUCCUGAGCCUCCAAUAUCUCCCGGAAAGCCUCCAGAGACGCCCUGGUAUGAAAAGCUUGACGAGAAAAUGGAAGACGAGCCUAUUUGGAGGAAAAACAAGAUGGAGGAGGAGGAAGAUCCGUACAAAUUUGAAGAGGAGGAACUUGACCGCGCCCGAGAAGAGGCCAAGAAGUUGGAGGUGGAGCGACAGCGCAAAGCUUCGGUGUCGUCGUCAGGAGUGUCGGACCGCUCACCUCUGCCUAGCCUCGAGAACUCCCCAGCCGCGUUUUCUGAGGGCGAACGGUCCCCCGCUAUCAAUUCCCCCGUCACUCCAGGGUUUGGUGGAAAGCAAUUUUCACCGGUCACCGAGAAGAGCCCCAAUAUUCCUUCUUAUUCACCACGAUAUGAUUCGUCCAUUAGUAAACCUUAUUCUACUUACGAAGCUGAUAAAUCCAAGUACCAAUCUAAUGGUGGUUUAAAAGUUGGCUUUUACAAAGACCAUUCAGAAAAAUCUUCCAAUGAAAAGCAAGAUAGCAAGUCCUCUGAACACAAGUCAAGCGAAUCUCCUCUAUAUAGCCCCACUGUUCCUUAUGUUUCCAACUUCUACUCAAAGUCUGACAGUGCACACAAUAAGCAAAAAUCUCCGGGACGUUACAAUAGUUUUUACCCUCCGUCUAUUGAUCCUAGCAUAGACAAGCCCAAGACUCCUGGCUAUUAUCCUUCCUCAGCGCCUUCCACGCCGUCAGAUAAACCCUCCCCGAAUACCCUGGGAUCUGACGUUGACAAAAACAAGCCUCCCUUCAAUUAUUAUAAUUAUGAUCCUAACAAGCCUCUCACUGAUCAGUUCAAAGGCUCUGGUUCGUCUCAUAGUACACCCACGCAUAAUAGCACCCCGAGUAGAAGUACUCCGAGCCACAGUUGCGAAAUAGUACCUGCUAUUCAGUCUCGCGAUAUCAAUAACGUUAGUCACAACCAGAUACCCUUACAUAUUUCACAGCAGAGCAAGCACACAUCGUCCUCGCAUAACCACAACCUGGCGGACGCAUCUCGACAGAUGAAGCAGCCAGGCUACUUUGCAACUCCAGAAAGCAACAGUCACGGUACCUUAUCUCCGGCUGGGCCUUCUCCGGUGGUGGCGUCUUUGGGGCUCACUUCUCCCAACCAAAUGCCAAUGUCGUCCUUGCCUCACCAUCAGCAGGUUACAGCUCCGCCCGUCCCUCCGCCCGUUCAAAACAAGCCAAUCGACCACCCACCGCCUAAGAAGCGCCCUGCUCUUGAUCGUGUCCUGGAUGAAAGUAAUAUUCACAGUCGUAGUUUGGGUAUGAGAUCGCCUAUUGAUAUUAUGCAAUUUCCUCAACACCCAUCUCCUAAUUUACCAGCCAACUUGGCAAAUCUCUCUCAAAUUGUCUCUCGCUUCCCUGAUCCUCAGUUAGGUGGGUUUUCUUUAUCUGAGAAAGAUCCAAUGUUGCUUAAUUUACAUCAUGAGCGUCAUGCUCCCAGCUGUCCUCCAGCCAGCCAUGAUAAAAUGCUUCACUCGCCUCCCAUUUAUGGAUCUACGGAAUCUGCCGCUUUGCUUGGCAUAGCGGAUCACCAUCAACCGAGCUUAUUAUCAGGUCGUCGGUCUCAAAUGGAUAUUCCUAAAGGAAGAGAACUGGAAUCUCAGCACCCCGACCGACCUGCGUCUUUGGCGUAUCAUCACCAAGUCUCGAGUCCAUUGAUGCCUCCAACACAGUCCUCUGUGGGAUCGUCUUCGAGUUCUCUGCACAAGCAUCAAACUCAGUCUCAUGGUUACAACUUAUCGGCUCAAGCGUCCGCGCAGCCCCCGCCUCCCGCUGCUCAUCAGAAAUCAUUAGAAUCUGAUCGCCCUGGCAGCCGUAGCGUCCCUCCUCCACCACCUAAUGUCGAGAAGUCACAUCAUUAUCUGCCCCCUAAAACUAUGUGGACAUCAUCAUCCCUUGCUUCGUCGCUCCCAGUUUCAUUAUCUUCCUCUCUUGCUUCUCCGUUCAAUCCCGCCGCCAUGGCCCAGUUUGCUCUGGCUGGUCAGAAGAGCUUGAGCUCAAUUCCUCCUGACCGACUGGCUCAGCUUGGCAUGGACAGAGCCGCUCUAGCAUCGCUGGCAAGUCGCUCCAACACCAAUAUUUUCCCUCACGAGCUUCUGGGCCGAAGUUCUGGCCACCAGUCGCACAGUCAGAUGGGCGGGGGAAGUCACGGGUCUUCGUCCAUUGGAUCGAGCCAUGGCAACAACGGCAGUGGGUCGAAUGGUACCGGUGGUAACAGGUCGUCAAGUUCAGUUAGUAGUUCUGUAAAUACGGCGCCUAGCAGCAACGUGGAUCUCACUUUGGCGCGUUCCUAUGCUAGUUUAAUGUCAGGAGGUCAGUCGUCCCCUUUAUUUGGACGUGGGGAUGGAUCACUAACGCCUCGCACCUUACCUGGGUCAACGUCACCUUUCUUAUCUCAGUCUCCAGGUUUAUCCACGUCAUUAUCUAUGCCUGGGGCUCCUCGAACUCCUACUCCCGCUCAUCAACAACCUCACCAGUCACUGUCACUCGGCCAAAGCAACUUCGGAAGCUCCUUGCCCCGAGACCCUAUUUCACAAUCGCAUCCCUCCCUCCAGAUACCCUCAUUGAACAGCAUCGUCAACAGCCAGCCGCAGAUCAGUCACUUGAACGCUGCGGGGCUAGCGUCUUACCACAGUCGCGACUCGUUCGCCCUCAUGGGCCAGGGCAGCCGCGGGGCGCUGGUGGGUGCAGCAGGCAGUCUUGUGGACCCGGCGGCGUCACAACAGCUAUAUGAACAAUACCUGCAGCGGCAGCAACAGGAAAUUCUCCUGCGCUCCAGUCAUCCUCAGUUGGCAGCGCAACACUCCAUGAUGCUGCAGCAAGGAUUCAUGUCCGCUGCAGCUGCUGGAUAUCCUUCUGGUUAUCCCGCUUCUCUAGGACUACGGUCAGGCCCCUAUCAGGGCAUGAACCGUCCAUGGCUAUAACAGUAGAGUUUUUGAGCCCUUCAGCGACCACCUUCAAUGAAUUGGGCAAACUUUUGCCAGGUGUUAAGUCAUAAAUUUGAGUGAAAGAUGCGACUUUGACUGUAAUCGUAAACCCUCCUACAAUGUUGUAAUUCCUAAGGAAGAUCUGCAAUAUAAAAUAACUUUUAAAAUGGUUUCUUGUUGACUGUCUGAAAGUAUUUACUCUUUGUUGUACCGAAAGACUUGAGCGUCGAAAUUGAUUGUUAUUCUAAUGAGCUCGGCUACAAUUAUACAUUUUGAUCAUUUUUUCUUUUGUCCAUGACUUUGAAUUAGAAAUUAUUUAUUGAAUGAUUACCGUUUCGUUGCAUUAAAUAGUUGGAAUGAUUUCUCAGAAUGAUUUUUGGAAAUUGCUGAUAUUUCAUGCAUUUGGCCUCUGAUUUGAACUGUAGCAAAAAUUAUUGCCUAACGUCCGUUCAAUCUCAUAGCUAGGUUAGAAAAAUUGGUGGUGGUUCACGUGUUUGAUUCUGUUAUUCUCAAAACGGGUCUUUCUCUUAGCAAGAAAAAAUUGUCCCUGGAUUUCAUGUAACGUAUGAUACUUUUAUACUUGCAUGUAACGUAUGAAUGGCGAUACUUUUACUUAAUUGUUUGAAGUUUCUUCGUUGACAUGGCAUUUUAUGUUCCUUUACCGUUCUUAAGGUUAGAGGUGCGGACGCUUUCAAAUAGAAAUAUACCUGAAAAUUUCAAAAGAUACAGCGUCUUUGCCGUCAUCAGUAUUGGAAGCAAAUAAGAAUUAAUUUUUAUACUUGUUAUUUUAUGAACCUAAACAAAUCUUAAUCCUUUUUGGUUCCGUACUCUUUAAAUCGACUUCUGGUUUACCGGAUAUUGUGCAGGUAUUUUCCAGUCCAUAUGUGAGUGAUUUCAUUUUCGGCGUCUUAUCGUUGAACUUUUUGAAGAGAUACGCUGUCAGCCAAACUAAAUGCUUAUAAACUCAGCCAGUUCUUCAUUUAAAAUUGUAAGUCCUCAGUAUGUGUCAAAACGUCUUCCCAUGCAUUCUUUUUGUUGGGGAAAAAUCGAAAGCUUCCUUCUCAAGUUUACUCUUUUUUAAGAACAUAUUUAUUUAAUCGCGUAGAGAUUUCGACGCGAUAACCAUCGCGGGUUUGAAAACAUGGAUGUGUUUUUAUAGACGUCGUCAUCGAAGAUCAAAAUUUCUGUCAUCUGUGUUAGUAUUUCAGGCAAGUUGACUACGCCUGAGCUUUUCCAUUGCCGGCUGGGAAAGCUAAUUAACUUAGUUAUAAGCCUAUGUAAAACACGGCAUGGUGUUCGUUGAGAAUGAUGAAUUUUAAUCUCGUCUUCUAUGUAUCUUUCUAAAAGAUAUGCGUGUUGUGUUGUCUGUUGGGUUUAUUAAGAUUACGCAAACAAUGUUCUUAGAGAAUAAGACUGAGGAGAAAAUGUCGUCCGUGAACAGACUCUGUUGCGACGAACGGACCUUGCAUUGUUCCCCUGACUUUGUUGGAAUGAUUUGCAGUCCAGGGUUAUUGUUUUAUCUUAUUUCUGAAUGGUGUUGAACAGGUCUGUGUAAAGGACUUAAUAAUUUGCAAUUAAUAAAUUAUAUUUUAUUUCUCUUCGAUGUAACAUUUUGACUGGAAGUUGGCGGGUUGAUUUCGACCGGAAGAUGCGCGAAUCAAAAUUUCUCUUCAUAAAUUGUAACCAAAAUUAAAUCUGCUUGUUUUACGAGUAUAAUUUUUAAAUAUGUGAAGGAUAAGAAUCCGUAUGUCUUCGAAUUUUGUACGAACUUCAUAAAAAUUGCAGGAAUUUGUGGAAUUUUGUACGAACUUCAUAAAAAUUGCAAGAAUUUGUGGAAGGGCUUCUUUUACUAAUCUUUUACGGUAAACCUUUCGUCCUGAACAAUCUUGAAGAAAGCUGAAUUUAGAGCUCGUGAUCUCUAUGAGAUUCCCUGCAACGUACCUGCAUUCCAGUGCCGAAGUUCACAACUCGGUAGUUCUUGGCUGCUUCUUGCGUCUGUUCCCGCCGUGUCAAUUGAGUAGUAUUAAAAUAUAUAAAAUAAUUCUCAUGCUGCAGCUAAAUCAGAAUUUUUCGUGAAACGAAGUUUUCGCAUUGAAGGCAAGUUGUCUUUCAGGGAUUUCGUGACGAGAGUUAUACCGACGAAUGGACCGGGGGCCCAUGGCCUGUAGAUUCUAUUUGAGCUGUUUUUAUAUCUAUUCUUGGUGUUUCUUGUCGUCUUGUACAGCAAAAGAAGAUCUCAUUUCUCAAAUUUAAAAUACGAAACGCCGGUAACUGAAAAAAACACGAAGCCUGAACUGCGACACAGAAAUGGCUUGGCCAUGUUUUUACCGGAUCUUUUAGAUCGUUUAAAAGAUAUGACGGAAAAAUAUUCAAAAGGACACAUUACUAAUAAAUUGAUGGUGGGUGUGUCACGUCUUGUUCGGCGAUACCAUACACUAAUUCAUCAGUACGAGCUUCAAUAGUUCGGCUGCCGCAUGCUAUAUUACGGACUGUCUCGACGGCAUUCCGUCGCCUACGGUGAACUGUAUAAAAUUAUUGUUUUAUUAUGAUUAAUUAAUUACUGUUACGAUUAUCCCUAGUUUUGCAGCUCUGUAAAUAACAUUAUAAUCUGUACAUACCCUAUACAUAAAUAUGAACAAGU
Hyalella azteca is the source of this 12817-nucleotide messenger RNA. RefSeq lists its product as uncharacterized. NCBI's taxonomy places the organism in Eukaryota, Metazoa, Arthropoda, Malacostraca, Amphipoda, Hyalellidae. Gene Ontology annotation, cellular component: CERF complex. Gene Ontology annotation, biological process: chromatin remodeling. The transcript has 15 exons. The record is from RefSeq and is a predicted model, not a curated record. The coding region runs from base 37 to 10173 and encodes 3378 amino acids. Gene Ontology annotation, molecular function: protein binding; DNA binding.